Molecule: messenger RNA, 3744 nt
Organism: Melospiza melodia melodia
Lineage: Eukaryota; Metazoa; Chordata; Aves; Passeriformes; Passerellidae
Gene: FBF1
Product: Fas binding factor 1
Exons: 24
Coding region: 125-3691 (1188 amino acids)
Biological process (GO): cilium assembly; establishment of epithelial cell polarity
Cellular component (GO): ciliary basal body; ciliary transition fiber; centriole
Source: RefSeq, a predicted model, not a curated record
CGGGGGCCUGCCAUCAGGGGCGGUGCGCAAUAUGGCGGCGCCCAUGGCGAGCGCGGGAACGGGGCCGCGCUGAGCGCGGGGUCCCGGAGCCGGUACCGGGCAGCGGAGCUGGGACCGCCCGGGAAUGGCGGAGGGGCCGGGACGGGCCGGGGCUGGCCGGGCCCGGAGCUGCUCCCCAGAUCCCAUCCAGGACGUGCUCGGGGAGCUCCUGGGAUCCGACGACGAGGCCCCGGCUCCGCCUUCCCGAGGUUCCCGUGCCUCCUUCCUGCAGGAUCUGGAUCCAGUGGAUCCCACGAAUAACCAGGACCUGGAUCCAGUGGAUCCCACAAAUCCCCAGGACCUGGAUCCAGUGGAUCCCACGGAUCUCCGGGAUCAGCUGGACGAGCUGGACGAGCUGGAUGCAGAAAUCCUGGGAAUGGCCAGAGCCAGGUCCAGAGCGGGGAAACGCAGCGGGAAGGGGCCGGGCCCCCAAAAAGCCCCUCCCCGUGCCGAUGUCACCUUUGGGGACGACGUCGAUGACCUGAUGGAUUCCCUGGGGCUCGGCAGCGACGGAGCCGGGAGCGCGCCGGGAACGCCGCGGGGCCAGGGGCUCCGGAGGGGCCGCGCCAGGACCCAGGAGCAGCCGGGAAAGGCGGAACUGGAACCGCAGAGGGAGAACCAGGGGCAGGAGCAGCCAGGGCCGGGAUUUCCCUUCGGAUCCUACGAGCCCUCGGUGGCCUCGGGGACCGGGCGGAGACGGGGACGGAGGUGCUCAGUUGGGAGCAGCUCCCGACGUCCCUCCGGGGCCGAUUGGCUGGGGCUGAAGGACGAGGAUUUCCUGGGGCUGGGGGACGACGAUUUCCUGGGAAUGGGACAGAAGGACAAGGAUCCCACAGGAAUGGGACAGAAGGACAAGGAUUCCAUGGGAAUGAGACAGAAGGACAAGGAUCCCACAGGAGUGGAACUGAAGGAUGAGGAUUUCCUGGGAUUGGAAUCAAAGGACAAAAACUUCCUUGGAUUGGGACAGAGGAACAAGGAUUCCACUGGAUUGGGACAGGAGGAUGAGGAUUUCCAGGGAUUGGGAUCAAAGGACGAGGAUCACCCAGGACUGAGAUUGAAGAACAAGGAUUUCCUUGGAUUGGGAUCGAAGGACGAGGAUCCCUCAGGAGUGGGAUCAAAGGACGAGGAUUUCCCGGGAUUGGGACAGAAAAACAAGGAUUUCCUUGGAUUGGGACAGAAGGACGAGGAUUUCCCAAGACUGGGAUCAAAGGACAAAGAUCCUCUAGGAUUUGGAUCGAGGGACAAGGAUUUCCUUGGAUUGGGACAGAAGAACAAGGAUCUCUCAGGAUCGGGAUCAAAGGACGAGGAUUUCCCAAGAUUGGGAUCAAAGGACAAAGAUCCUCUAGGAUUUGGAUCAAGGGACGAGGAUUUCCUUGGAUUGGGACAGAGGAACAAGGAUCCCUCAGGAUUGGGAUCAAAGGACAAGGAUUUCCCAGGAUUGGGCGACAAAGAUUUCCUUGGAUUUGGAUCGAAGGACGAGGAUUUCCCAAGAUUGGGAUCAAAGGACAAGGAUCCCUCAGGAUUGGGACGGAAGAGCAAGGAUCCCACAGGACUACGGGACAAGGAUUUCCCAGGACUGGGACAGAAGGACAAAGAUCCCUCAGGACUGGGAUCAAAGGACGAGGAUCCUCCGGGAUUGAGAUCGAGGAACAAGGAUUUCCUUGGACUGGGAUCAAAGGAAAAGGAUUUCCUGGGAUCAGGACAGAAGGACGAGGAUCCCACAGGACUGGGACAGAAGAACAAAGAUCCCUCAGAAUUGGGAUCGAAGGAAAAGGAUUUCCCAGGAUUGGGACACAAGGAUGAGGAUUUCCCGGGACUGAAGGCCGAGGACCCCCCGGGCCCCGGUGCCCCCGGAUCCCUGCGGAAUUCCCACCCCUGGAGGGUCCCAGAGCCCCCCGAGCCCAGCAGGCUGGAGCUCCCCCUCGGGCAGGUGGCACCAGGUGACACGGCACAGGAGGCACAGGUGGCACCAGGUGACACGGCACAGGUGGCACAGGUAUCAGCAGGUGACACGGCACAGGUCACACGGAUGUCACAGGCGGCAGCAGCCGUGCAGGAGGUGCCGGGUCAUGCCACGCCCGCCCAGGAGGAUCUGGUGUGGGAUCCAGCCCCGUCCCGCCCGGAGAAUCCCCGAGCUCUCCCGUCCUGGCUCUGCCCAGAGCUUCCCGCAGCGUUCCCAGCCCGGAGGCACCAGGCGAAUCUGGGAUCCUCCCCAUCCCAACAACGCCAGGAUUUGGGAUCUCUCCCACCCCAGCCCCACAAGGAUUUGGGAUCUCUCCCACCCCGGCCCCACAAGGAUUUGGGAUCUCUCCAUUCCCAGGACCAUCCCGGCUGUGGGGUCGCCCUGCAGACCCUCCAGGCCCGGCUGGAGGAGCUGGAGAACCAGGUGCGGGCGCUGGAGCUGGAGCGGGCACGGUGGCGGGGACAGGCCCUGCAGGAGCUCCCGGAGAGCUGCCCCAGAUCUUUGGAUCACCCCAGAUCACAGGACCACGCCAGAUCCCAGAACCACCCCACAACUCAGGAUCACCCCAGACCCCAGGACCACCCCAGACCCCAGGAGCAGGACAAGCAGCUCUCAGCGCUCCAGGCCAGGCUCUGCUGGCAGCAGCGGGACGCGGAGCGGGAGCAGAGCCGGCUCCAGGAGGCCGUGGCUGACCUGGAGACCAGGCUGGGGGAGCGGGAGCAGCUUCUGGAGCAGGAGCGCCGUCGCGCCGUGGCCGAGCGCAGCCGUGCGGAUUCCCUGCAGGAGGCGCUGGAGGAGCAGCGCCGGCUCUCGGCUCAGCUGCUGGCCAUGGAGAGGGCGGCGCUGGACGAGGCCAAGGCAGCGUGCCUGGAGGAGCAGCGGGCGGAGCUCCGGGAGCGCUCCGAGGAGCGGCGGCGCCUGGCGGCCGCGUGGGCCGAGCUCCGGCAGCGGGAGCGGCUGGGCCGGGAGCGGGACGAGCAGCACCGGGAGCGCGCCCUGGGCCUGGACGCGGCGCUGAGGAGCCUGGCCAAGGAUCAGGCAGAGCUGAAGUUGCGGAGCAGGGAGCUGAGAUCCAAGGAGGAGCAGCUCGCCAGGGACAGGGAGGAGCUGGAGGAGGCCUGGAGGGAGCUGAGGCUGGAGAAGGAGAAGGUUCUGAGGGCUGAGCAGCGGCUGCAGGAGCGGGAGGAGGAGAUCCGUGAGCUGGCCGAGCGCUCGGCGCAGCAGCAGCAGGACGGGCAGCGGGCGCUGCGGGAGGCUCGCAGGACGCAGCAGGAGCAGCGGCAGCGGCUGCAGGAGCUGCAGGAGCAGCAGGAGCGGCUGCGGCAGCAGGAGCAGCGCCUCACACAGGGCCGGCACAGCCUGGAGCGGCAGCGGGAGCAGCUCCGGGAGCUGCAGGAGGAGCUGGGCCCCGCCCUGGGGACAGGGACAAGGACGCUGCCAGGGACGGGGACAGCGCUGGGGACACCUCUGGGGGCUCCUGGGGACACUGGGGACAGGGACACUCUGCUGUCCCCUCCUGCAGCCUCUCCCGGGUUCCUGCCAGCCCUGGGGACGCUCCUUGGGGACAGCGGGGACAGCGCGGCCGCGCUCUAUGGACACGUCCUGCUGCUGAAACACCGCGCCAGGAUGGAUCACGAGUUCCUGCAGAGCGAGCGGCUCUUCCUCGACAGCCUCAAAAAAGGGCCCUGACCACAAAUGGAGCUUUGUAAAAAUAAAAAAAAAAUAAAAAUAAAAAUUAAAAU